AUGGUUCCAUCCUCAAUUCUCGGCUUCCCUCGUAUGGGGGUCAAUCGUGAUCUGAAGAAAGCCACCGAAGCAUACUGGGCUAACAAGAUCUCGCAAGAUGAAUUGCUGGCGGAAGGAAAGCGACUCCGAUUGGAACACUGGAAGAUUCAGAAAGAUGCUGGCAUCGACAUUAUUCCAAGCAAUGACUUCGCCUUCUACGAUCAAGUCUUGGACCAUAUCCAACUCUUCGGUGUUGUUCCUGAGCGUUAUACCAAGUACAACCUGGCCCCCAUUGACGAAUACUUCGCAAUGGGUCGGGGUCUCCAGAGGCCUGCAACCGACGGCUCUCCUGCGGUCGAUGUACCCUCUCUAGAAAUGGUCAAAUGGUUCGAUUCAAACUAUCACUACGUCAAGCCCACCCUCCAAGAUAACCAAACCUUCAAGCUCUCUGCCGAUCCUAAGCCUGUUGCUGAAUUCCUCGAAGCCAAAGAGGCCGGUAUCAUUACACGACCUGUCAUUCUCGGACCCGUCUCGUUCUUGUAUCUCGGAAAGGCUGACCGUGGCCAAUCCAUUGAUCCAAUCUCUGCCCUCGAUAAACUUCUCCCGCUCUAUGAAGAUUUGCUCAAGCAAUUGAAGGAGGCUGGUGCAGAGACUGUUCAGAUUGAUGAGCCCGUCUUAGUUUUCGAUCUGCCCAAACAUGUCAAGGAGGCCUUCAAACCAGCCUACGAGAAACUGGGUGGACCUGGAAGCAGUGCCAUUAAGAUUGUCCUGGCUACUUACUUUGGUGAUAUCGUUCACAACAUCGAUGUCCUUGACUCCUCGAAGAACCUGUACGCCAUUCACGUCGAUCUCGUGCGAAACCCAGAGCAAUUCGAGACCGUCGCCGCCGCAUUGGGCCCUCAACAGGUUCUAUCUGUCGGUGUUGUUGACGGCCGGAACAUCUGGAAGACCAACAUGAAGAGAGCAAUUGAGAUUGUGGAGACCGCCAUCCAGAAACUUGGCAAGGACCGAGUCAUCGUCGCCAGCUCCAGCUCUCUUCUGCACACCCCUCAUACCCUUGCCAGCGAAAAGAAGUUGGAUCCUGAAAUUGCUGAUUGGUUCAGUUUUGCCUGCGAGAAGGCUCAAGAACUUGCAGUCAUCGCAAAGGCAGUCACCGAGGGCCCAGCAUCCGUUCGAGAUGCUCUGGAAGCCAAUGCCAAGUCAAUGCAAUCUCGUGCCUCUUCGACCUUGACAAACGACCAAGCGGUCAAGGAACGACAGAGCAAGGUCACUCCAGAUAUGUACAACCGCAAGUCACCUUUCCCUAUUCGAAUCGCUCAGCAACAGCAGCGCCUGAAGCUGCCGAUGUUCCCUACGACCACUAUCGGAUCUUUCCCUCAGACGAAGGAAAUCCGUAUCCAACGAAACAAGUUCACCAAGGGCGAGAUUAGCGCCGAAGAGUACGAGAAAUUCAUCGAGAAAGAGAUUCAAGAUGUUGUGAAGAUACAAGACGAGUUAGAUCUUGAUGUUUAUGUCCAUGGCGAACCCGAGCGAAACGACAUGGUUCAAUACUUUGGAGAACGACUCAAGGGUUACGCUUUCACCACCAAUGGUUGGGUUCAGUCAUAUGGCUCUCGAUGUGUCCGACCACCUAUCGUCGUGGGUGAUAUAUCUCGACCUUGCCCCAUGACAGUCAAGGAGUCCAAGUAUGCUGCCUCCAUCUCUCAGAAACCAAUGAAAGGCAUGCUCACUGGUCCAAUCACGUGCUUGAGGUGGUCUUUCCCUCGAGACGAUGUUCAUCAAUCUGUCCAAGCACAACAAUUGGCUUUGGCUCUCCGUGAUGAAGUUAUUGACCUUGAGAAGGCCGGUGUCUUUGUCAUUCAGGUUGACGAACCCGCUCUGCGUGAAGGUCUUCCCUUGCGUGCUGGCAAGGAACGAACCGACUACUUGAAAUGGGCUGUGGACUCAUUCCGCCUUUCAACAGCGGGUGUUGAGGAUGGCACUCAGAUCCACAGCCACUUCUGCUACUCCGAAUUCCAGGACUUCUUCUACGCCAUCGCCGCUCUUGAUGCUGAUGUCCUUUCCAUCGAGAACAGCAAGUCUGACGCUAAGCUUCUCAAAGUGUUUGUCGAUGAAGCUUAUCCACGUCACAUUGGACCUGGCGUUUAUGAUAUUCAUUCUCCCCGUGUUCCUUCUGAGAAGGAAAUUCACGACCGAAUUGCCGAGAUGUUGCAAUACUUGAAGCCAGAACAGUUGUGGAUUGAUCCCGAUUGCGGUCUCAAAACCAGACAAUGGAAGGAGACCAAGGCUUCAUUGACCAACAUGGUCCACGCAGCAAAGAGCUUCCGUGCCCAGUACGUGAAGUAA
This is a messenger RNA of Rhinocladiella mackenziei CBS 650.93, 2325 nucleotides long. RefSeq names its product 5-methyltetrahydropteroyltriglutamate-homocysteine S-methyltransferase. Gene Ontology annotation, molecular function: 5-methyltetrahydropteroyltriglutamate-homocysteine S-methyltransferase activity; zinc ion binding. Lineage: Eukaryota; Fungi; Ascomycota; Eurotiomycetes; Chaetothyriales; Herpotrichiellaceae. Bases 1 to 2325 code for a protein of 774 amino acids. The transcript is spliced from 3 exons. The record is from RefSeq and is a predicted model, not a curated record.